This is a messenger RNA of Acytostelium subglobosum LB1, 6156 nucleotides long. RefSeq lists its product as hypothetical. Lineage: Eukaryota; Evosea; Eumycetozoa; Acytosteliales; Acytosteliaceae. Gene Ontology annotation, molecular function: endopeptidase inhibitor activity. The record is from RefSeq and is a predicted model, not a curated record. Bases 1 to 6156 code for a protein of 2051 amino acids. The transcript has 3 exons.
AUGGACAGACUUGAUUAUCCGAUAACAGUGAUAUUCAGUCGACCUGUAAUAGCACUGGGCACCGAGACAUUCGAUAACAAUGUUACAAACAGUUACCUUCAUCUUUUCUGCAAUUCCGAGCAGCCAGUGGCAGGCCACUUCCGAUGGGUGACCAGCUCCAUUGUGCGCUUCGAAGUCCUGGAUGGCUGGCCCAACAACCUCCGAUGCUCAUUCUACGUGGACCCCCUGCUAGUGACGUAUGAUGGCGUACGUCUGGACAAGAUACCAGACCCAAUCGAGUUUGAGACGCAGCCACUCCACAUGGCCAUUUAUGACGUCCAUUCGCCAAAGACUGAUCAGAUGACCAACAACUGGUGGGAUCCGUUUAGGUCAUCAAAGAUCACCGAUAGUUACUUUGACGAACAGCCCGACAUUGAGGAGUUGACCACCAAGAUGGGCAUGUUCAAGACCAGCGUCAAGAUGAUGUGGAGUUGGCUUAAGAGCUACAUCUGGAGUCUCUUUGAUGACACGGACACUUCUGGCGGAAGACAGAAUUUCAUACCCGAGGUGCCACCCGAUGCCAUCGUCCAGGUGGUGCUCAGCUGCCCGGUACAACUGGAUACGUUGAAGACCAAUCUAAAGGCAUUCGAUUCAAAUGGCGCGAGCAUCCAAUUCAACAUAUUCAUGUGUAAUGAUACAAUGAUCAAUAGACCAGGAUUUAGACGCAACCCAGACGUAAACUCAUACGGCCGUGCGGGGCACUCAUUCUGCAUUGCCUUUGGCAAUAGGUUAGCCGUUGGCCAGAAAUACAAACUCGUUCUUCCCAAGAACACUGUGUUGCAUCCGAGCACUGGACCAACCCAUUCAUCAACCUCUGUAGAGCUGAUGGGAUUACAUCCAUUCCAAAUUCGUUCAUAUACCAAUAUCAUUAGAUUAAAUUCCAACACAUUGGUGUUGAGUAUACCUCAUGGUCUACCUCAUGGACCAUUCACACCAGAGCAACUGAUCAAUGUCCUCAAGGAAUCAAUGAGCAUCUCACCUUCCCUGGACUUCAAUAUCUCAAUUCAAGGCAGCACUCAAAUCUUGGUUGAAGCAUUGUUUGAACCAGACUCGGUAUAUGAGUUGAUGAUUAAGCCUGUGCAGCCAAUGUUUGAUGGAUGGGACCUGCCAUUGAUGGACCAUAAUGUCUUAAUCAAAGUGGAUGCAGGCAGCUCAUACGUCACAACACAUCACUCUCAAUCACUGAUUCUCCUCCCAGCAUACAAUCAAUCACAACUCUCUGCGAUUAGCCAGAACAGAUUGGACAAGAACACCAAGUUCAAGAUGUGUAGGAUGUCCUACAAUACAGAGUACAACGAGAGUGAGAUGGCAUUGUUUGGCUAUCCCGUCACCAUGUCCAACUUGUUGGCAGCGCUCAGAAGCAUUUCCAAAUACAAGGUGCUACCUAGUCUUGGAAGCCCGCUCGAGAAUGUCACGCUGCCCCAGAUCCAAGACAAUCUGCCCAAGGUAACAGAGCUCAACUCUACACUACUGUGGCAGGAGAGUGGCGCCUAUGUGAUGGCAGAGCCAACCAUAUAUGAUUAUGCAUGCAAGGGUAAAAGACAGAUCAAGUUGGUACAAGAGUCCGACGUUGGAGUGACCCUACUUAGCUUUGGUCCAAACAAGGUGGUUUGGGUCACCAACGUUACAAAAGGCGACAACAUGGCGGAUUUAACCGUUCACCUCUAUACAAGUGUGGAUGGGAUCAAGAGAAGACACGACCGCACGAUAUCUCAGAAGGUGAACUACCAUAGUCAGGGCAAGACGGAUGCUCGCGGAGUCGUCCACUUCUCCGUUGACUCAUCAGUGUACGCUAUCGCCGUUGAAUAUGUUUCAAAGCAUGAUGGCAAAAGUAGGCUGUUUGUUCACUUGGCUGAAUACAGAGGCAGAUACUAUGAUCAAGAUUGGCACGAAUACUCAAAGCCAUCAUCGCCCAAAUACCAGAUUGUAACUGAUCGUGGAUUCUACAAACCAGGCGAUACCAUCCAUCUCAAGGCCUACAUCAAGUACCCAAUCACAAUCAGUCAGGAGCAGCAACGACUCAAGACACACACCGUGGAGAUUGGUUGGACCACAUCAGAUGGCUUUAACAUGUUCAAACAGGACGUGUUGUUGGACCCCGUCUAUAACUCAUUCAAUGUGAGUUUGGCUGUACCCAGUGACGUCAGACCCGAUCGAUACACUCUCAAUGUCAAUUCAUACGCACCAGAGACCGACCCACAACAACCUGAUGUUGUUGGGGACUCCCCACUUCCAUCAGCUGAUGGAGGUGACGAUGAUGACGAUGAUGAAGAGGACGAUGGAUCUUUAUUCAAUAAUAGAGAAUGGAGGGAAUCAGAGUCGGGUGGCGGCACACAUAUCAUUGUCAGCGACCCAAGAGUACCGACAGGCAUUGUCACGCUCACCUCUGACGAUGAGUUCAUCUUGGCCAGCAAGAAUGAUGAUGAGCCUCACAUACUCAAUCUCAAGGUCAAGACUUCCAACUACCUUGGCUUGGUACAACCCGGUCAGAUUGUAACGGUGACGUACUCAACUGGCGCAGACUGGUUUGGUCGAAAGAAAGAAAGUGCCAACAAGACAUGCCGCGACAACGAACGCUGUCGUCGCCCACGAUACGUACGAGUCCACAAAGAGUUCAACAUUACAACUGACGAUAAUGGAAUGGCAUUGGUUCCAAUAUCACUAGAUGCCAAUGAGUUCUACAUUGGCAACCAAGUCCGAGUUGUGGCAAAGUACAUGGACCCAUCACGCUCACUCAUCAAGUCCGAUGAAUUCGAGCGAUACAUCCUUGACGGCCCAUACCAGUUCAAGUUUGAGUUGGCGUCGUACAUCAACAACAAUCCUAAAUGGAUGAUUGACGUGCCAGGCAUCCCUCAAGGCAUCAUUGCUCACCUGUAUCACGUGCCAACUAUGUCCAAGAUCAACAACGUCAAUGUGUCACUCACGAUGAAUGACUCACACAUAUGCUCAUUCAUGACGAAUACCGAUAUGGUGACGCCUCCUUGUCACUUUGCCAUUCCAGACUCGACCCAUGAUGUUGUGGCACAGGCUGUGGACCCUCUGGGCAACACUGUCACUGGCUCAUUCAAUGUAUAUAAUAAUCAAGAUGAAUAUGAGAAAGAGCCAUUCGGAUUCCCAAAGACGCUUACACUAUACCCAGAUCGCCAAUUUUAUGAUGACAUUGACAUUGCCACUCAGUCUCCGGCCAUCACCUUCUGGAACCCUUUCACCUAUGGCAACGUGUUAGUGAACUGGGGUUGCAACAACUUCCAAGACAUCAUCACAAAGAGUGAACUAUCAUAUGGCAUCCACUCAUUCACUCUGCCAUCGAUACCAGAGGUCUGCCUCAACACUGGUCUUUAUGUCACAUUGGCCGUACAAGGCAGCGAGCCAGGCUUUGUCGUGCCUAGCACUGUCCCACAGAAGUCCAUCCCCAAAGACACACCCAGAGCGUCGACUGGCACCAAAUACCUUCGAAUCAUCCAACGCCCACGUAUCAACUUGGCAAUCGAGCUACCAACCCAGGAAGUACAGCCACGCUCAAAGGUCAACAUUACACUCAAGGUCACCGGUGCGAAUGGACUGCCACACCAGGGCGAGACCGAAGCAUGUCUGUUUGUUGUGGACAAACGAGUGUUGGACCUUGUUCCACAUCCACAGACUAGUGCAGACUCAUUCAGAUGGUCAAUGAAGUCCUACAGUCUGAACGGCGACACAUCACGCAACAAUAUCAUCGACAACUACAUGACAAUGUUCAACACUGUACUCCAUCGUCUACAACAGAAAAGAUGGAUGAAUCAGGAGUGGGAUUUAGGUAGUGUGUGGAGAGACUCAGAUCUGAACGAGAAGGCAAUGUCCACAAAGAGUCGUGGUCAGAGAAUGGGCAUUGAUGAUGAUGGCUUUUCAAGUAGCGAUAAUGCACAUGGAGAUAUGCGAUCAAAGUUCCAGACCACUCCAUUAUACCUUGGAAAGACCAUUAUCAAGGAUGGUCAGACGGUCGUCACCCUGGAGCUCCCUGACGACUUGACCACUUUUGAGAUCAGGGCCAUCGCAGCGACACAGAUGCCAAAACUGGAGCUGGCCACAGCACACUCAUCAAUCAUUAGCAAGAAGGACUACAACAUACUCCCCAUUCAUCCACGCUUUGCCCGAAUCGGUGACCGGUUUGAAUGUGGCGUGUCUAUCGUCCUCACUCCCGAAGCUCAAUCAAGCUCCAAGAACUUGAUUGUUAGCAUCCAACUUGCACUGCCAACUCACCUCCAGAUGCUGACCGACCAAUCAAUCAUCGAGGUCUCUUCCUCCAACCAAGCAAUGUUCACCUUGGAAGCCUUGCACAAGGGUCAUUCAAGGAUCAUCUUUGUCCUGGCGGAUGCCAGCAACCCAGAUGUACAUCUCGAUUCAGUCAGUGUGGACCUUGACGUGCUUGGCCGCCAGCUGCCCGUCCACAUCUCCACAUCAAUGUCAAUUUCGGCAAGUGAUGGUGAGCACACAGAGAGCAUCAUCAUGCCUCCUGCCGAGCCCGGCACUGGUACCUUAGACGUGGUCGUUGCCAAAGGACAUUAUCCAAUGGUUGAGAUCAACUGUGUCCAGAUGAUUGAGCGAGCAACUGCAUAUGGACACUCUUUCGCUGACCUCAUUGCUCUUCAAGCUGCCAACCAAGCAUUGACAUUAUAUGGAUACAAUAAUGAGCUGAUCAAUCUCACAAGACAACAUCUGGACAGGUUCAAUGCAUCAUUGUACCUUGAAAACAAGCCAGUCAAGUACAUCAACAAUGAGUCCAUGUACAAGAAGCAGGCGAUUGCACAGAGAUACAUGUUGGUGCUUGUUCUGAACAGGCUCAGUUUGAUUCACGAAGGAAUUAUUAUUACACCUGAGAUUGGAAAAGCUAUGUGGUUGUACAUUGACAAGUAUCUCGAGGAUGCAGUGGAGCAUAUCGAUUCAAAGGGCAUUACUACCAGCCUCAAAGCAGACAUAGCCUUUGCAUCGUUGGCCGCAGGCGGUGACUGGGAGCACUCCUCAGACUACUACAAUCACAAGUACGGUUGGACGGCCCUUGCAAGAAGUGUUACGCAUCGAUGCGAUCUGCUAUGCCAGACUUUAUAUGUUGUCUCUUGGUCGUUCAAUCAUCACGAGGACCUUGCCAACCCACCGCCCUUUGUCCAAAAGGUUCUCAAGAACAUCGACCACAAUACUAGAGUUCAAGGCAGCACUGCCUACGUACAUAGUGGUCGUGGCAGUUCAGCCAACAUGCUGCUUACCACCUACUCAAUUAUUGCAAUCAUUCAGACACUACAUCAAUCACCAGUGUUGGAUAAAUUGGUCACAUACAUGGCCACAGGAGGCGACCAUCCUGGCUUUGAGCAUUACUAUAUUGGAUACCAAUCAUCGACAGAACAACUAGCUGUUUCAACCCUACUCCUUGCACACUUUGACAAGCCCUUACUCAAGAUGUCCAACUCAUCAGAGAUCACGUUGAAGUUGUUCAAGGACAGACAAACCUCCAACGAGUUGAUGUCGGCACACUUCAAGCCUAACUUGCUUGGCAGUGUGUCUUCGAGUAUCGACUUUGGUCAGUUUGGCAACAAUGGUACCCAACUUCACUUCCUCGCCACGGGCGAGGGUCAACUGACUGCAUCUGUAGGCAUCACAUUUGUUCCAGCUGAGCUCCCCGCCAGUCCAGUCUACCACGGAUUCCUUGUGCACAAGACCAUUAGACAACUAGACUCUAACCAGAGUCUAACACUGGCACAACUCAACAACACGAUUGCAAUUGGACAAAUGGUAGAAGUGGUCAUCUCCAUUACAACACCAGACGACAUGGGAGGCGUGGACAUCGAGGACAGCGUAUCAGCAGGCAUUGAGCCAAUGGAUAAUAAUAUCUAUGACAGUGACUACUUCAACAACAACCAUCAUAGAUAUGAACUUAAAGAUUGGUUUAGUGCAUUCUCUGAACAAUCGGUGCACAAGACACAGGUCAACUUCCAUGGAUAUCACAUUGGAGAGGGAUGCUACACAGUAUCAUAUCGUGCCAUUGCCACAACAAGAGGUACAUUCACAUUGCCACCGGCCAAGGUGUCAUCAACUUCAAGACCAGAUGUCUUUGGUCUAUCUGAGGGUAUCAUAUUCACUAUCCAGUAG